Molecule: messenger RNA, 2992 nt
Organism: Drosophila ficusphila
Lineage: Eukaryota; Metazoa; Arthropoda; Insecta; Diptera; Drosophilidae
Gene: Tango6
Product: transport and Golgi organization protein 6
Exons: 3
Coding region: 43-2784 (913 amino acids)
Biological process (GO): protein secretion
Source: RefSeq, a predicted model, not a curated record
CAUGGUCGCGAAUUUCGGAAAACUUUAUUUACCGCGAUAACAAUGAUAAACACCGCAAAGUUCUUUGCUCUUUUAGAGAGUUUAAAGUUUAAUAAGGCAUUAGUUCCUUCCGCCUUGGAGAAAAACCUCGUUGUUUUAGAAAAAUAUGCCAAACUAGAGAUUGAUCAGCAGUUGCAUGAGCUGUGCGAGGCAUAUCAGCUAACAACGGAGCAGGAGUCCCUUAUUAUCCCGACAGUAGACGCCGCUGUAUCCUACAUCGUCAGAUUGCAACAUGUGCUCCACUCGAUCACGAGAAAUAUUAAUUUCCAUAGCGACGCAAAGGAGGACCUUAUAUCGGUCGCGCACCUUAAACUUUGUAUUCAAGCCACUCAGGAGUUGUCCUACUAUUCACUUCGAUGUCAACUCCAUGAGGACUUCUACAAGUCACCCAUAUUCCAUGAGGCCCAAGCAAAAGUCAAGGCUAACUCAUCACUACUGCUCUUGAGCAUCAAGUUCUUUGUAAAUCUACUGCCUAUCCGCCAGUUUCACAUAGCCAACUCCAUGGAGCUGGUGCAAAGGGAUCUUCUGGCGGCCAUAAUGAGUCUUCGUAUUCGGGAGGAUUCUGUAUAUCUUGAUAAGGCAAUAACCUACCUCUGGCAGCAUGAAUCAAAGGCAGAUUUCUUCCGCCACAUCUUGCUCUUGAAAGCCACACCUCUCUGCGAACCUCUGGCCAAAUUGUUGCACAAUCAACUCCUAGGAAAACUUCACUCACCCCAAGGAUUUGCCAGCUUUGUGGAUGCGCUGCAUCAAACUCCUAAUGCAAGUCCCACAAGAAACGCAGAAAUAGUGGCUAGUAUUGUGGCAAGAAAAGGAUUCUCUCAAACUGCCCAACAGAAAAUGAUUCUCCAGGUGUUAGAAUACUGUAAAUUCUACCUACAGGAUGCGGACAAAAUGUGUGCUGGUGUCCUAUCCCUACGAAGACUUUACGAUUUAAAUGAUGCUAAUAAGCAGAAGAUUAAUGAGAUAUUAUCCAAACACUGGGAAACUCUUAGAAACCCAGAAGACGUAAUAAGUGGCCUUAUCCUAAUGGAACACCAGGAGUUUUGCAAUCGGAUCCUGCUGUGGCAUCAAUUUUUCUGUUCCUCUAGCGUGGCUUGCUUACCUAGUGAUCUACUAAUUCCUUACCUUCCUUUACUUCUGCAACUCUACGAUAGCUUACCCUUGGAUCUUCCUGCCACGAAGCAGCUUUCUGCAAUCAUUUUACGCUGUCUAGAUAACAGAGAUACGAAAAGGGAAUUACCUGUUAUACUAGAAAGAUUGUUUAAAUGGGAAAUCGAAAAGGAGCCUCCAUGGAAGAGCCUUAACUCACGUAUUCUUAUCCUGCCUUUAACGAACUCCAACCAAAUUCAGGUUAAAGUGGCACACAAGGACCACCAAGUUGAUCAUGAUAUGGGCCGAAUAUUGCCUGGACUGCUGAUAUCCAGCACUCAUAAUUCCCUUACCUGCAAUGUUUUUUUGGGUCUCUUAAAAUUCAUGGGUGAUCAGCUUAGAGAAAAGUCUUCAGCUAGCGUUGAUUUUAUUUCUUCUGAAACGGAACUCAAGGAAUUCCUUCACUCCAAGUAUCAACUUAAGCUGGAUUUGCUUAUCGCUCUUAACCAAAUGGUGGCCCAUCAACCAUUGAGAGCUCAGCUAGCCUUGCACACCAAGCAGUUCUUGAUAAUCCUAAAGGAUUUACUUCAUCACCGCUCAGAAGAGCAGGAGACAACGGAUCACAUCCUUCUAAUUGUACUUAAUCUAUUGCAAGAACUACUCGAGAGCAGUGAAGAUCUUCAGCUCUCAGAUGGAACAAAAGAACUGAAAGAGCAACUGCAUCAGUUAGGCUCUCAAUCAUCUAACCAUCUUAUAAAUCAAUCUGUAAACUCCCUGCUUACUUUAAUCAACGGAGCAUGGCGGCCAAGUGAAGCUGUCAAAGUUCUACCCUUCCAAAAAGCUCGAUCGCUGAUAGAGGAAAAGCAAUCCCAUCUUCAAGUUUAUGGCAUUCAACUAAUAAUAGAUUUGAUCAAGAAAAGAGAUCCAGCCACGAUGUCGCAGGGUCAUCUUAUUAUAGCUUUGGCUUUGACCACUCUGAAGGAUAAGGAAUCGUACACAUUCCUGAAUUGCGUUCGGCUUUUUGUGUCGUUGGUUCAUGUGAUGGAGUCCGAGGUGCUGGACAAGCUGAGUGAAGAGUACUUAUCGGAGACUGCUGAUCUGGACUACCGAUUGGUUGUGGGAGAAGCUAUUCUUAAAGUUGCACAGGAGUUGGGCCCUCUCUGCUAUCGAUACAAAGGAGUGCUCCUUAAUUGCUUUAUGCAUGGCUCACGCUCUCCAGUUCACGAAUUCAGGAUGUCUGCGUUUGCCAAUCUCGCCCAGCUUUGUCGUCUGUUGGCCUAUCAGGUUCAAAACUUCUUCGAAGAGCUACUCCAAUUGGUUAAUAGCGAGUUAACCACUGGAGACUAUGUGCCCGCUAAGAGGGCAGCUGUUUUGGUCUUAGCUGAACUGUUAAAUGGCAUGGAGAAUCUGCUAGAUUAUCAAGAAAUGCUUUUGCCAAUUUAUCGGCUCCUAAAAGCAAUUGAAGCGGAGGAGUCCUGUGAUUCUCAAAUGCGACAGCAUGCGGCAAACGGUCUGAAAAUAUUGAAUGAAAAGUGCCGACAGCUGAUUCAAUCUAGCUUGCAGGAGAAAACAUUUCAAAAACAGAUCAAGGUGCUGGGCAUUAAGGACGAGGUUUCUCCUUCAAGGAAAACCCGCCACAUACUAGAACUUAAUUAAAAAUUAAACGCCUUUAAAUUUCACAUAAAGUUUUUAAUUAUUUUAAUACAAAAUAGAUUAACUUUAUAAUUUACGUAACAAAAUGCAAUAGUGAAUCAAAUAAGUUUACAAAAUUGAUUAUACAAUUUUUACAAACUUAUUUCGUCCACUUUAAAGACAGAUUUUUAAAUUACGGACACACUAUAAAGGCAAAGUUUGGUACACAGUA